Molecule: messenger RNA, 555 nt
Organism: Didymodactylos carnosus
Lineage: Eukaryota; Metazoa; Rotifera; Eurotatoria; Philodinida; Philodinidae
Source: the annotation of a GenBank genome assembly
AUGGGUAUUCCGUCAACAAAUAACGGUCUUGAAUCAAGCAAUGGCAAAAUUAAAGAACAAUAUACACUCAGAGUAAAAUUAAAUUUAUCUUCAUUUUUACCCACAAUGCAACAAAUGCUAUCUGAAUGGUCAUCGAAAUCAACUGAAGAACCAUUUCAUACAUUUCCAGUUGUGAGUGUUGCACAAGAAAAAGAGGCUUUAACAUGGUUACAAAGUCUUGAUAAGAAGACAAUACUACAUUGGUAUGGUAAUUCAUAUAUUGUUCCAUCAACAUUCAAUCACCAAUACAAUUCUAUGUUAUGGUUACAAGAAUAUUCUACAUUACCAUGGACGCAAUGGGACAAUUUUCCUCAAUGGCUCAAAGCUGGCCGACUUAUUACAAUUCCAAUGACUUGUUCAUGUAGAUCAAAUUUGAAAACAUAUGUAUGUAAGCAUGCUAUUGGUUUAAUGAUGCAUUUUGGUUGUAAUAUUGUAAAAGAUCCAGUAAAAUUACAAAAUUUCCAGAAACGACGCGGAAGACCAAGAAAAGUAGGAAAUGCGUUGUCUGGUGUUUAG